AUGAUAUCUCUUAGGAAACUUCCUCUAUUCAUCUUUGUUGUAUACUCCUGGCAAUGUUCUGACCACUACGUAAUUACACUUGGUACACUAUGGAGUGGCGAGUUAGGAACUAAGCGAAGUGACAACACGACUACGAUGCGUAUUAGUCGAUCAUUAAUGGGGGAAAUGGACAUAGGAACACACCAACAGGACAGGAAUGGCUCUUUCCGAAAGGACAAAUUAAUGCGCUCCGUGUAUGAUAAUAACUAUCAUGGUGGUGGCUAUCUUGGUCGUCAUCACCCUUAUUACGAUAAUUCCAUGGACAGCUUAAUAACUAACAGUUCUAUGGAUAGCACUUCUAUGGGCAGUUGCAGUUCUUUAUUUACUGGCAAUAGCACUUUUACGGACAGUUCCAUGGAUAGUUUAACUGACCGCUCCAUGGACAGCAUAACUGACAAUUCCAUGGAAAGUCCAUUUGACCGUUCCAUGGAAAGUCUUUUUCCCCAAAUGAGAGAUUUUCAUGGUGAUUAUGAAGAUACUAUAACCACAGACACUUACUCACAAAAAGGUGGAUACGUCGACAAACAUAACUACAAUUUUGGCGAAGAUUUCUAUCAUGUAAUGUACAAAAAUAAUGGAUAUGAAAAGACAAAAGCAAAGGCCAAAACAGGAAUACAUUUACCCAUGUUAGAUGAAUAUUCCAUAGAGGAACAUGAAUAUUAUAACAAUUCUAAAAAUGGUAGAAAAAUUAAUAGUGUAAAUCAGAAAAAAUAUAGGAAUAUAUCUUCUAUACGCAAGUUCUUUAACAAAAUCGAUGCCAAGCUCGAAUCAGAAAUUAGACGUUAUUUGGAUAUGAAGGAAGGGGGAAAACAUUGUUAUCCAAUUAGAAAAGUAAAUGGGGCACGGAAAUUUUUUAAUAUUCUCAGCAAGUAUAGAGUGCCGGUCUUGCUCGGUGUGCUUGGAAUAGUUCUCUCUAUAUUCUUUCCAUUCCUACUAAUAACGGGAUUCUCUGGGAUAUCAUCCCUACUACCCUUUGCGGCCGCCUUACCUGUGUCCACAGGACCACUUAUCUCCAAGGUACUUUUUCCCAUAUACUAUUUACUUCUAUCUAUGUUCGUUACCUUGAUCCUUGUUGGAUAUGAUCUUUUGGUAUUAUACUAUGUACACAAAUUAGACAAAAUGGAACGCUCAAGAAAAUAUAUAAAAAAUUUAAUUGCCAUGAGGAAUAAGGAUGAUGAAUAA
This is a messenger RNA of Plasmodium knowlesi strain H, 1221 nucleotides long. RefSeq lists its product as uncharacterized. The transcript is spliced from 2 exons. The coding region runs from base 1 to 1221 and encodes 406 amino acids. The record is from RefSeq and is a predicted model, not a curated record. NCBI's taxonomy places the organism in Eukaryota, Apicomplexa, Aconoidasida, Haemosporida, Plasmodiidae.